Molecule: messenger RNA, 2216 nt
Organism: Odocoileus virginianus texanus
Lineage: Eukaryota; Metazoa; Chordata; Mammalia; Artiodactyla; Cervidae
Source: RefSeq, a predicted model, not a curated record
CCAGCCAUGGAUGGUCCAAGGGACACAAGGCGCUGUGUACGCAUCCUUCGCGGAGAGGCAUCGUGGCUCUGGAGAAAGCUGCGUGGCAAGAGGCGGCUGGCGAUGGCAUUCUGCCUCUUAACGACUCUGUCUGUGGUGACUGUCACCCGCUUGCCCCCACAGCGCCCAGCCACUGGCCCAGACCCUGGCCCCAUGGAGCCCCAAGGGGUUGCUGACGUCCCUGCCCCCCAGAGUCGGCAGGCUCUGAGCUCCAGCUGGAGGCAGCGGGCAAGAAGGUUGAGGAGAAGCUGGGCCUUGCCCGGGAGCUCCAUCCUGGUGUGUGUGGAGGAGCAACACCACAGAGGGCAUGUGGACAGCAGCAGACGGUCCCCAGGGAAGGAGAGCAGCCAUCCAGGGAGGAUUGGUAGUGACAUUACUUUGGUACCUGCAGAAGACCUGAGACUCAGUACCCGGCGUCUUGUGCUCCUGCAGGGGGAGGCGGUCAGGGGUCCAGGAGCCAAAGAACUGGACCCACCCUGGCACCAUGGUCCCCUCCCGGAGGCACCGAGUAAGACAAGCACCCCAGGUGACCCCCUCACAGGGCAUGACAUGUCAGCCUUACAGACUUGGACAGCUACUGCUGGACUGACCCUCCAGCCCCCUCCAGAAGGCGGGGGUCUGCCAGGAGUCUGGAACAGAGCCUGGACUGGUGGCCAACAAGUGGGGGGCCCUGCCCCCACCAAAGAGGCUCACUGGUGGCCUGGCUCUGCUGGGGAGCUGCAAGGAUCUGUCUGGUGUGACACUGAGACUCCCGGGCUGUCCAGUGGCUUCAGGACCGGUGAGCAGGUCCCCCCGUGGCUCACAGAGCAGGAUGUGCAGACCCUCCAGCUUCUGGCCCAGGGGGAGGUGGUGGGCAAAGCCCGGGUGCCCGGCCACGGGCAAGUGCUGCUAGUCGGUUUCUCCAGCGAGGGGGCCCUUCAGGAUGCAGCUCCUGGGCUCAGCCAGCUCUGCUCCCAGGGGCUCUGUGGCUUGAUCAAGAGGCCUGGGGACCUAUCCGAGGUCCUGUCCUUCCACGUAGACCGCGUGCUGGGGCUGCGCCGGAGCCUGCCCGCGGUGGCCAGGCGCUUCCACAACCCCCUGCUGCCCUACCGCUACACGGACGGCGGCGCCCGGCCAGUCAUCUGGUGGGCGCCCGACGUGCAGCACCUGGGUGACCCGGAGGACGACCAGAACUCUCUGGCCUUGGGCUGGCUGCAGUACCAGGCCCUGCUGGCACGUGGCUGUGGCCGACCCAGCCAUGCCCCAUGCCUGGGCAUCCACCACGGCGAGUGGUCACGCCUGGCGCUCUUCGACUUCCUGCUGCAGCCUCACGAAUCCUCUAACAGACAGCCGUUCAGUGCGGGGCCAGCCCGCUGCCCUCCUCGGAGAUGCUGCCGCCCUGGGGAUGUCUGGCAGCGAAUAGACCCAGCCAGGAGCCACCCUUUCAAUGAAGACCCUGGGCCCGUGACUGUCCCCAGCACCCUGGGGCACCGCGUCCAUCUUCUGUCCCUGUCCAUCUUCUUCCCCGAGGUGCGGAGCAGUGACCCCACUCGUCUGGUCUACAUCGAUAACGCUGGCCACCUUCAGCAUCCGGAGCACAAGCUGAACUUCCGGCUCCUCAAGGGCAUCGAUGGGUUUCCUGAGUCUGUCAUGAAGGUUCUGGAAUCAGGGUGUCUACAGAAUAUGCUGCUCAAGUCGCUACAGACGGACCCAGUGUUCUGGGAAAGCCAAGGUGGGCGACAGGGCCUGCAGCAAGCCCUGCAGACCCUGCAGCAGCGAGCACAGGUCCUGCUGCACCACAUCCGGACGCACAACCUGACAGUCUUCCCGGACUGAGGCCCGUAAGCCCCGCCCACCUCACCCCGGGUCCAGGAGGGACUCUUAAGCCCCGCCCACCCCUCCCCCUCCGCGCCGGGCGGGACUCUCGCCUUACCGCGGGAGAGUCAGUCACUAUGCGACCUGAGGGGAUAAGCGCCCAUCCUCAUGGCCACAAUUUCUUGUGUUGAAAAUGUCUCGAAGACAAAAGGGAAAAGUCAGAAACCAGGAGGGCACCAUGGACGCCGUGGGAUGUGUCGCAUGCCUGGGCUGGUGGAGGAGGUGGUGGGGGUUGGAUUUUCAAUCUCUUCACGUUCCUUUCUGCCAGCUCAGCUGACUGUUUACUCUCCUGCACCAAUAAAUACACAAGAAUGUUCUAUGAA